This is a messenger RNA of Meleagris gallopavo (turkey), 2757 nucleotides long. Lineage: Eukaryota; Metazoa; Chordata; Aves; Galliformes; Phasianidae. The record is from RefSeq and is a predicted model, not a curated record.
GCGCUCCCACCGCCCCGCAGAUGUCCACCUACAAGCGGGCCACGCUGGACGACGAAGACCCCCUGGACUCCAUCAGCGAAGGCGAUGGGUACCCCAACGGGUUCCAGGUGAAUUUCUCCAGGAGCAGCACGGGGUGCUGGGCCCAGCGCACACGCCCCGAGAAGCAGCUGGUGGCUGUGGUGGCCGUCCUGGCGGCCGUGCUGGGAGCGUGCCUGCUGGGGCUCAUCCUGCAAUACCGAGCCCGGCCGCCCGCUGUGUGUCUGUCGGAGGCCUGCAUCUCCGUCACCAGCUCCAUCCUCGGCUCCCUGGACCGCACGGUGAACCCCUGCGAGGACUUCUUCAGCUACGCCUGCGGGGGUUGGGUCAAAGCCAACCCCCUCCCUGACGGCCACUCACGCUGGGGCACCUUCAACAACCUCUGGGAGCACAACCAGGCCGUCAUGAAGCACCUGCUGGAGAACACCACGGCCAACGUGUCGAGCGAGGCGGAGCGCAAGGCGCAGCGCUACUACCAGGCCUGCAUGAAUGAGAGCAAGAUCGAGGAGCUGCGCGCCGCCCCGCUGAUGGAGCUCAUCACCAAGCUGGGAGGAUGGAACAUCACCGGGCCCUGGGCCGGGGGGGACAACUUCAAUGUGACGCUGCGGGAGGUGACGGCGCAUUACCGCAUCUCACCCUUCUUCUCCGUCUACGUCAGCGCCGACUCCAAGAACUCCAACAGCAACGUCAUCCAGGUGGACCAGUCGGGGCUGGGGCUGCCGUCACGGGACUACUACCUGAACAAGACAGAGAAUGAGAAGGUGCUCGCUGGGUACCUGAACUACAUGGUGCAGCUGGGCAUGUUUCUGGGCGGCACCGACGAAGAGUCAACACGGCAGCAAAUGCAGCAGAUCCUGGAGUUUGAGACAGCACUGGCCAACAUCACCAUCCCACAGGAGAAGCAUCGGGAUGAGGAGGUCAUCUACCACAAGAUGACUGCUGGAGAGCUGAAGGAUCUGGCACCAGCUGUGGACUGGAUGCCCUUCCUCUCCACGGUCUUCUAUCCUGUGGAACUCAAUGAGUCAGAGCCCGUCGUGGUCUAUGCCAAGGAGUACCUGGAGCAGGUCUCCGAACUCAUCCUGGCCACAGAUAAAUGCCUCCUCAAUAACUACAUGAUCUGGAACCUGGUGCGUAAAACCAGCCCCUUCCUUGACCAGCGCUUCCAGGAUGCUGAGGAGAAGUUCAUGGAAGUGAUGUAUGGGACGAAGAAGACCUGCCUGCCGCGCUGGAAGUUCUGCAUCAGCGACACAGACAACAACCUGGGCUUUGCCUUGGGUGCCAUGUUUGUCAAGGCUACCUUCGCCGAGGACAGCAAGCAGGUGGCAGAGGAAAUGAUUGCAGAGAUUAAAACAGCCUUCGAGGAAAGCUUGGAGACCCUGCAGUGGAUGGACGAGGAGACGAGGAAGUCGGCCAAAGAGAAGGCGGAUGCCAUCUACAACAUGAUCGGCUACCCAAAGUUCAUCCUGGACCCCAAGGAGCUGGACAAAGUCUUUAACGAUUACGAUGCCGUGUCCGACCUUUACUUUGAGAACGUCAUGCAGUUCUACAACUUCUCAGCCAGGGUCACGGCUGACCAGCUCCGGAAACCGCCAAACCGGGACCAGUGGAGCAUGACGCCUCCAACAGUCAAUGCGUAUUACUCUCCUACCAAGAAUGAGAUCGUCUUCCCUGCUGGUAUCCUCCAGGCCCCUUUUUACACCCGCGCCUCUCCCAAGUCGCUGAACUUUGGUGGUAUUGGUGUAGUGGUGGGCCACGAGCUGACACACGCCUUUGAUGACCAAGGUCGGGAAUAUGACAAGGACGGCAACCUGCGUCCCUGGUGGAAGAACUCCUCAGUGGAGGCCUUCAAGCGGCAGACAGCAUGCAUGGUGGAGCAGUACAGCAACUACACCAUCAAUGGGGAGGCUGUCAAUGGCAAGCACACCCUUGGGGAGAACAUCGCUGAUAAUGGGGGGCUCAAGGCUGCCUACCGGGCGUAUCAAAACUGGCUGAAAAAGAACGGGGAGGAGGAGACUCUCCCAACCCUUGGCCUCACCAACCACCAGCUCUUCUUCGUUGGCUUCGCUCAGGUGUGGUGCUCGGUUCGCACGCCGGAGAGCUCACACGAAGGGCUCAUCACCGACCCGCACAGCCCCUCGCGCUUCCGCGUCAUCGGCACCGUCUCCAACUCCUGGGAGUUUGCAGAGCAUUUCAGCUGCCCCCUGGGCUCCCCCAUGAACCCCCCCAAAAAGUGUGAGGUCUGGUGACAGGUGGGCGCCGGGACCCGGCUGCAUCGUCCUGUGCCAGCGGCUGAAUUUCCCCAUCGCUUUGAGAGGCUCAGACCACUUAGCGCAGCGAGCUGCCCAGCUCUCACUGGAGCGGCAUCCCCAGUAUCACCUGAGGUCCGAUGGAUCCACUGUGAAAACUUCUCUUCCCCUUGCUCGUUUGUGAAAUGACUUCGAUGUGGGGAGGUUUCUGUCCCACGUGCCGGGGUGCUGCCCCGUAUUUACACACGCAGCGCUAAGCCUGGCCCUAACAGGAGCCCAAACCCUGAGCACGGCACCGUCCUCCUCCGAGGCCAUAAAGGGAACGCCGCGGUGCCGGCAGGUUGGGCUGUGUGUCUAAAUACAGCCAGCACAACCUUCUCUCUCCAAAGAUGCGCACACGAGGAUGGUAAAUAUUUUAAGAUAUAUUUCGGGGCAGGGGAGGGUGGAGGGGAAAUAUAUAUUUUUUUUUCAUGCA